CUCGUGCCGUGGCGCAGGAUGUUCAGAGGGGCUAGCAUGACGGUGCUCAAGGUCUCGAAAUAUGCCGUCGUCGGUGCCUUGCGGGCGCUCAUUCCCGAGCCCGACCCUGAAUUCAUGGACCUCGAUGACGAUGACGAUGACGACGAGCCCGGAGAUGCCCCAGCGCAAAAGUACCCCCCGCUCCCUUUCCUCGAGACGCUCGUCGUCGACAGCUCCAUGCUUGGAUGCAACCAUUGGCAGAGGAACCAAUGGCAGCCGGAACCGCUCGUGUUCCCGUUGCUGAGGACUGUGUUGGGAGAGAGGAUGGAGUCCGGGUUCGCGCUGAAGACACUGGUGCUCCAGCAUUGCGAGUGCGGGAGACAGUACGUGGAGUCGUUGUCGGCGUUCGCGAAGAAUGUAGUGUUUAACAGCGGAGGUGCUAUCGUGGAGAGAGAACUGUGAUCGAUGAGUUCGUGAUGGACGCUGUGACCGUAUAAUCCGUGUAUCAUCAAUCAGCCUCUUUGUACUCGACUGACUUGCGACCAGGUUCUGUACCAAUGACAUACCGAGAAGGACUUACCGGAAU
This is a messenger RNA of Heterobasidion irregulare TC 32-1, 565 nucleotides long. RefSeq lists its product as uncharacterized. The record is from RefSeq and is a predicted model, not a curated record. The coding region runs from base 19 to 441 and encodes 140 amino acids. NCBI's taxonomy places the organism in Eukaryota, Fungi, Basidiomycota, Agaricomycetes, Russulales, Bondarzewiaceae. The transcript has a single exon.